Molecule: messenger RNA, 1864 nt
Organism: Spodoptera exigua (beet armyworm)
Lineage: Eukaryota; Metazoa; Arthropoda; Insecta; Lepidoptera; Noctuidae
Source: the annotation of a GenBank genome assembly
GAUCAGCCUGCGCUGCGCGCGCAAUGGAAAACUGUCAUUGGAAUUUUUUCAAGAUGUGGACGGUAUGCGUACCAGGAUGGGCAGCGGCUGUGGUGGCGGGUGCUCUGCUGCUGUACGGCAGUAUAGACGUAGCCUACUUCGCGAGGAUGAUGUACACUGUCGCCAAAGCGCGGUACUUCAAGAAGAAAGUCUGUAUUAUGGAUACUACGGAGGUCGAAGCAUGGUGUUUAGUAAACGACAUUGACACGCUUCUCUACCACAUGAACAAUGCUCGCUACCUUCGCGAGCUGGACUUUGCAAGAGCUGACUUCUACGAGAGGACGGGUCUGUACGCCAACAUCAAGGCGGCUGGCGGCGCCGUGGUGCAAGCUGCUUGCACCAUUAGAUACAGGAGGUUUUUAAAACCAUUCACAAAGUUUACAAUUACUUCUAAGGCAAUAUUCUGGGACGACAAGACAGUUUUCAUGGAACAUGAGUUCAUAGGCCCUGGUGGGUUUGUGCAUGCGAUAGCAGUGUGUCGGCAGCGCGUUAUCGACACUUCUGCUGCCGCUAUAGCAGAGCUGCUAUUGCAGCUGCAUUGCGGAGGAUCUUGUAAACAUCCUCCUGAGAAGAUGCCUCCUGAGUUGGAGCUAUGGGUGCAGUGUAACGAGCUCAGCUCGGCUCGUCUUCGAGCACCAACGGCUCCACUACCAGUCCUAGACACUACCCAUACCCUCGGCUGCGGAGAGAUGGUGCCAGCAGCGGUUGAGUGAAGCUACCCUUUUCACUAUCCAGCUCAGCAUACACACACUAAGUGUGAGUGAGACGGCAAUAGGGUAUGCUCGCUCGAUAGUGAAAUUUUUGUCAGAUGACGCGCGGACGUCGCGCUUUACGGACGUGUACUAUAUUGAAUUUAAUGUUAAAAGCUCAGCUUUUGACGUUAAUUUCUUUAAUAAGUUGGUUUAUGGGACGGAUUAUAAAACAUGAAGCUGUGUCCGCAGGAUAAGCAGAGGUGCUUCUGUGUAUUAACAUAAAAUGUAUCCAUAUUUAUAAGUGUUUCAAUGGUAUAAAAAUUUACGGAAGCUUUUGAUUGUUUUUGAUGUUCUGAAUAAUUUAAUCACUGAUAGAUUGGCGUUGUUUUAUUAUAUAUUCGUGUGUGUUUGUUUUUAAAUGUAUCACAUUUACACGUAUUUGAACGUCGAAAAAUGUAUUGGAUAAAAAAUAUGUAUUCUAUUGAAUGUGCUUGUUAGUUGCGAAUUUAUUUAUUUGAAUGUGUUUAAUGGAUAUCAUGUUAUAAAUUUAAUAUCGUCAAAUUAUGUGAUCCUCUAGCUAAGCUAGGUUAAUAUAAUUAUUAUUAAUAAAGAUGUAAGGUUUAGUUCACAUUGAGUCGAGGUUUAUUAAAAUUUGAUAUCAUUCAGGGCUUUCUACCUUGUUCGAUCUUUUUUUUAAAUCUUAUCCUACGCAAAGAAAGAUUUUAUUUGUUUGUUCUGACAUGAAAGUAAGGGAAAAAGAUAAAAACACUUUCUAAAUUGUAAUAAAGGGAUAUUUAUUAUAAGUGUGGGAGCCAAGCUUCCGCACGAAUGGGUCGGCUCGACCGGAGUGAUACCACAGCCUCACAGAAUACCCGCGUGAAACAACUACAGCGUUGUGUUUCGCUGAGUGAGUGAGGUUACAGGAGGCCCAAUCCCGCCCCUUCCCCUUUCCCUUCCCGAUCCUUAUAUCCACAACGCCUAUCUCCAAAAGGUCGGCAACGCACUCGUAACUUCUUUGGUGUUGCGGGUUGUCCAUGGGUGGCGCCGAUUGCUUACCAUCAGGUAAUCCGUCUGCUCGUUUACCGAAUUAUACCAUAAAAAAAAAUCGUUUUGUAGUUUUGAAAGUUCAUCAC